AAAUUAUAUUAAUAAACCAUAUCUUGAACAUAAUAGAUAUAAAUAUAUAUCUAUUGAUGAAUUAGAUAAGCUAUCACAAAAAUCAUUUCCAUUGUGCAUGAGAUUGCUUCAUGAAGCAUUACAAAAAAAUCAUCAUCUCACAAAUGGUGGUAGAGUUCAAUAUGGCUUGUUUCUUAAAGGAAUAGGUCUUAAAUUACAUGAUGCAAUACAAUUUUGGAAAGAUGAAUUUACAAAAAAAAUGGAUGAAAAAACUUUUGAAAAACAAUAUAGAUAUGGCAUACGAUUUCUAUAUGGACAGGAAGGAAAACGUGCAGAUUAUGAACCAUUUCAUUGUUUUAAGAUAUUUAAUUCUAAUGUUGGUUUACGAGAUAAUCAUGGUUGUCCGUUUAAAUGUAUGACAUUUGAUCUACUAAAACAGACACUCUCAAAUUAUGGAUUAAUACAUUUAGAUAUAGAAUCAAUAAUUCAACAUGUAAAAAAAAAAUCUUAUCUUGAAGCAUGCAAAACUUAUUAUGAAAUUACACACAAUUGUAUUAUAGAUAAUACCUUUAAGCAUCCAAAUAUAUAUUUUAAUUCUAUUGGAUAG
Messenger RNA from Apis dorsata (giant honeybee), 586 nucleotides. RefSeq names its product probable DNA primase large subunit. Bases 98 to 586 code for a protein of 162 amino acids. The record is from RefSeq and is a predicted model, not a curated record. Gene Ontology annotation, biological process: DNA replication, synthesis of primer. Lineage: Eukaryota; Metazoa; Arthropoda; Insecta; Hymenoptera; Apidae. Gene Ontology annotation, cellular component: alpha DNA polymerase:primase complex. The transcript has 4 exons.